UAAAAGAUUGAUUAAAUAAUCCAAGGUAGUCCAUCUGCCGGGAAAUCCGAUCACAUAGAAAUGGAUUUAUAGACAAAUAACUUUUUAUGUGUUGAAUACAAAAUUCCGCAGGUAAAUAAACACGCCAGUUUUAUUAGUGUUGGACUUUAGAUUACAGUCAUGACGAAAUUUAGUGUUCAAUUAAUCAUUUUGGUUUGGAUUAUUUUUCUGCUCUUCGAAAUAGACAAUGCGUUAAAAGCUCCCCAGAUUCUACCACCUAUACUGGUAGUAGGAAAUAAGGCAACAGUGUGCUGGAUUAUAGACGAGGCGUCAGAUGUUGUUAAAGGCUUUCAAUUAACUUAUGAAAUUAUUGGUGCAUCGGGAAAUUUUAACUUAAAGUUAACAAGGAAUAUUGAUGGGCUAAAAAGGAGUUACACGAUUCGUGGAUUAAUUCCGCUAUCAACGUACAAAAUAUUCAUGGUUACCAUAGGUAGUAGUGAUGUCAGCAACGCAAGCGCAAUUGAGUUCACAACAGAUUUACCAGAAAACAGACUACUUAGAAUAGAAAGAAGUGGUGUCUAUCCUGAGGAAGUAAUUUUUAUUGCAAUAGUAGUGGUAGUCUGGGUAAUUGCAGUUAUUGUGUUUUUAAAGCAAUGGAACAGUAUAAGAAUUUUAGAACCAAUUGAAAUUCGUUAUAAACAUGCACCAAAAAAUCUAGAGAACAUCCGAAUUGUGAAACGGACACAAGACAGUGUUAUCUACAAAGGCUAUAGCCGGAAGUUAUCAAUAACAAUGGUAGAAAGAGAGAAAAGACGACUACAGAGAAUGAACACAGCACCCGUGCUUCCGGUUACAGGACGCAUGAUAUUAAAUACAUUACCCACAAUUCAAAUGGAAGAUAUGACUACAGAAAUGUAGGAUGUUGUUAUAUGGUGCGUACUUGUGGUAAAUGUGCGAGUUGCGUAAACGUGAUAAUGUGUUCAUGAAUUGCUAUUUUUAUUGUUAUAUUUUGUAAUCCUAUACAUGUAUAAAAUGCAUUCCAUACUUCCCUUUGUACGUACAUCAGGGCUGUUAUUCCUGUCUGGGACUGUCUAUACAUUAGGGCUGUUAUUCCUGUCUGGGACUGUCUAUACAUUAGGGCUGUUAUUCCUGUCUGGGACUGUCUAUACAUUAGGGCUGUUAUUCCUGUCUGGGACUGUCUAUACAUUAGGGCUGUUAUUCCUGUCUGGGACAUU
Mytilus trossulus (common blue mussel) is the source of this 1214-nucleotide messenger RNA. RefSeq lists its product as uncharacterized. The coding region runs from base 160 to 897 and encodes 245 amino acids. Gene Ontology annotation, molecular function: protein binding. The transcript has 3 exons. NCBI's taxonomy places the organism in Eukaryota, Metazoa, Mollusca, Bivalvia, Mytilida, Mytilidae. The record is from RefSeq and is a predicted model, not a curated record.